This is a messenger RNA of Brassicogethes aeneus, 1200 nucleotides long. The record is from the annotation of a GenBank genome assembly. Lineage: Eukaryota; Metazoa; Arthropoda; Insecta; Coleoptera; Nitidulidae.
ACUAUCACAAGGAUCGUUCUGGGGAUUUAUUUGACAGAUGACAGAUGGUGAAGAAGAAGAAGACACACUCCUAAAAAGUAGGGUUAAGACAGUUAAGUGUAAAGUAGGGUUAUGUUAUGACUUCAUAAUUGUUAUAAAUUAAAGAAAUAAACCAAAAGCGAUGGCUUUACGUAUUGCAAAUACACUGGGACUCAAAUUACUCCAGGAAUCUGCUUGUGGAUUUUUGGCCCCAAUCGCGAGUACCGCUAACACGCAAAUAGUGAGGCACAGGAGAACAAAACAUUGGGAUCCCAAAUGGAAACUUUUGCGUCGUUUAAAGGUUAUGAAGGUGGAUCUUCCGAAGUUCGAUGAAAAAUGGGAGGAUCUAUCAGAGGAAGAGAUACGGUCCAAACUUAAGGAACAAGGCGUUUUGCCACCCAGACCGUGGGCUGAGGGGCAGUAUUUUAUCAGCAACACUGGGGGAAUUUUCGAGGCUUAUGUGCCUCCAGAGGGAGACGGGAAAGUUUCUCCCAUAUCUGCGCAAGGUGCAAAACAAAGUUUGGAAUUUUUGGGCAAAAAAUCCAAAACCAUGAUGGCAAUCCGUAAAGUAAGGCAAUUUGAGGAAGAGUUUGACUCGCUGAAAUUCUGCAAAGAAGCCACCGGUAUUUACAUUAAAAUGCAUGAAUAUAUGUUGGAUGGGGAUGAAGACAAACUGGCAGAAGUCGCUACCGAACGGGCUUUGCCUGAAAUCAUGCAUAACAUGAAAAAUAAAACUAUUAGAUGGAGGUACAUUAAGGACGUGGAACUACCGAGGAUCGUGCAUGCCAGAUGUACGGAUGUUAUAUCAAAAGAAAACAUCUUUGGACAAAUCACAGUCAGGUUCCACACUCAGCAAACUUUAGCGAUCUACGAUCGUUUUGGUAGAUUGAUUCACGGUAGCGAAAUCAUAGCAAAAGACGUUUUGGAGUACGUUGUGUUUGAAAAACAUUUAGCUAGUCAGUACGGCGUUUGGAGGGUUCACGCUAAAAUUAUUCCCGAUUGGAUGCCACCCAAAGAACCAUCACCAAUCACGUUCAAGAAACUUCCCGCCCCUGUGAGCAAGGAAGUGGAAAUUGUUGAAGAAAAACCCCUGGCAAGUCCCAGUGUUAAUAAAAACGAGCCACAACCGGCUGUUGCUUAGUUUGUAAAAAGUAGAAGUUAAAUAAAUAUGUUGAAAUUUUU